GGACACGUGUGACAACCACACGACCUGCUCCACCAGCUCUGCCUCCAGCCUCGACACCAGUGCCCAGUCCCAGGAGAGCAAUGGGCAAACACAGAGCUCCAGGUGGGACGAGCAGCAGAAAGUCUUUGCCCUCGAGCAGGUCUGUGGUGUCUUUAGAGUGGACCUGGGACAGAUGAGAUCCCUUCGCCUCUUCUUUAGCGACGAGGCGUGUACCUGUGGCCAGCUGGUUGUGGCCAGCAGGGAGAGCCAGUACAAGAUCUUCCAUUUCCACCACGGUGGCCUGGAUAAACUGUCUGAGGUGUUCCAGCAGUGGAAGUACUGCACAGAGACCCAUCUCAAGGACCAGCAGCUCGCUGAUGAGAAGACGUGUAUGCAGUUCUCCAUCCGCCGUCCCAAGCUGCCCUCCUCAGAGACCCACCCCGAGGAGAACACCUACAGGCGGCUGGACGUGGCUGCCUGGCUCCAGCACCUGAACGAGCAGGGUCAGGUGGAAGAGGAGUACAAGCUGCAGAAGGCCAUUUUCUUUGGGGGGAUUGAUGUUUCCAUCCGUGGGGAGGUGUGGCCCUUCCUGCUGCACUACUACAGCUACGAGUCCACCUCAGAAGAGAGGGAGGCACUGAGACUGCAGAAGAGGAAGGAAUACUUUGAGAUCCAGGAGAAAAGGCUUGCCAUGACUCCAGAUGAGCAGAAGGACUUCUGGCGCCAGGUGCAGUUCACGGUGGAUAAGGACGUCGUGAGGACCGACCGCAGCAACCAGUUCUUCCGAGGGGAGAACAACCCAAACGUGGAAACUAUGAGGUGAGGUGUUCUGAACUAUGCAGUGUUUAACCCAACAAUUGGAUACUCCCAGGGGAUGUCUGACCUGGUUGCCCCACUCCUGGCAGAGGUCUUAGAUGAGUCGGAUACUUUCUGGUGCUUUGUAGGACUGAUGCAGAACACGAUCUUCGUCAGCUCCCCCCGCGAUGAGGAUAUGGAGAAGCAGCUGGUGAGGCUGA
Messenger RNA from Merops nubicus (carmine bee-eater), 995 nucleotides. Its product is annotated as TBC1 domain family member 16-like. Lineage: Eukaryota; Metazoa; Chordata; Aves; Coraciiformes; Meropidae. Gene Ontology annotation, cellular component: early endosome. The record is from RefSeq and is a predicted model, not a curated record. Gene Ontology annotation, molecular function: GTPase activator activity. Gene Ontology annotation, biological process: activation of GTPase activity. The transcript is spliced from 6 exons. The annotation marks the transcript as partial.